Molecule: messenger RNA, 1451 nt
Organism: Homarus americanus (American lobster)
Lineage: Eukaryota; Metazoa; Arthropoda; Malacostraca; Decapoda; Nephropidae
Product: cytosolic Fe-S cluster assembly factor NUBP2 homolog
Exons: 3
Coding region: 41-526 (161 amino acids)
Biological process (GO): iron-sulfur cluster assembly
Cellular component (GO): cytosol
Molecular function (GO): ATP binding; ATP-dependent FeS chaperone activity; iron-sulfur cluster binding
Source: RefSeq, a predicted model, not a curated record
AAUUUUAUGUAUUUAUAUCUGUUGUUCUUCAUUUAUAGCCAUGAUUAAGCAGUUACUGACAAGUAUUGCGUGGGAUGUUGACUACUUGAUCAUUGACACUCCUCCCGGCACAUCUGAUGAACACAUUUCUGUUAUGGAAAAUAUGAGAAGUGCAUCUGUGCUCGGAGCUGUAUUAGUAACGACUCCACAGAUGGUAGCAGUUGCUGAUGUUACCAGAGAAAUAAGCUUCUGUAGACGAACAGGGAUUAACAUUCUUGGUAUUAUAGAGAAUAUGUCCGGCUUCGUUUGUCCUAAUUGUUCGGAAUGCAGCAACAUAUUUGCAACAGGUGGGGGAGAGCAACUGGCUGACAGGGCCAAAGUUCCAUUUUUAGGACGAGUGCCUAUUGACCCCAGUUUAGUGCGCUGUACUGAGGAAGGACUGAAUUACCUUGAUAAGUUUGCAAACUCUCCAGUCAGUCAGGUUUACCAUUCAGUUGUUAAUAAACUAUUGGGUAAUGAAGCACAGGAAAUGGAAGUAGAGAAUUAGUUCACAUUUAAUACAUACAGUAUUGGAGAGAGGCAGAAUAGUCUCAUCGUAUAAAGGCAUUAUGAAUGAAGAAGAGGUGCAAGUUGUGGAUAAAUUAAAAAGUUUGAGAGCAAUAUUCAACAAAGAGGGAAUGGCAAUGGAAAAGCUAAAGUCAGCAAUAGAAUAAUACAAGGAAGAACAGCUGAAGUCGUGAAAACAUCAGUUAAUGGCAGGAAUGUGAGUAUUUUAGGAAACUGCAUGAAGGAGCCUCCAACACUUUCAUAUGGUUGUGGAGUUCAAGUAUCUCAGCAUAGUGGUAGAUCAAAUCUGAGAACAGUAGAAAUGGAUAAUCCAGAAAAGGGCUGUAGGAAUUGAUAGAUUCAAGAUUAAAGAUGUAAGAAGGAUGUGUGGAAUUGAGAAGUCGAUGGAGAGUGGAAUGGAUGAUAGUGCACUAACAUGAGUGAGAGUUUGGGUAGAAAGAUUUAAGACAACACAGGUAAAGAAGACUGAGAUAAAAGUGUACAGACUAAAUAAGGGAAUUAAGGAGGUCUAGAUAAUGCUAUGUCUCAGAAUUAUCAUGGAUCAUAAACAGUAAGAUUGUUCUGUACAUUAUAAUGGUUAAGUGAAUUAACUUUAUAAUACACUAAAUAGAUUCAUUGAAUUAGUGCCAAUUAGGAUGGCAUAUUAAGGAUGUUAAGAUUAAUUUGUAUACAGUGCUAUACAGUAAUACUGGUUAGGUUCCUGAGGUCUGUUUGUAGGUUCAUUUGUUCGAAAGUCCAACAUUACUCUUGUCAAUACUGAAUACAGUAUACAGCAUUUUAAUAAAAGAUUGUACAGACAGCUAUACCCCAAUAACACUCGACUGUAUUUCUUACCAGCCUUAAAUGGUAUUUUGAUGUAUAAAUAACAUGUUUAGUAAUAAUAAAUAAAGGUAUUUAUAAGGUUA